GCAUGCUACACAUUACUGGCUACCUGACAUGCUGCAAUUGACCCCUCUGAUACAGCAUUCCACCUACGAAUAAGUCACUCUUGCUCAUGAGCUAGCCUGAUGUAGUCAGGCAAGGCCAUUUCCCCCGGCCAGGGGUGAUCGAUCCCUGACGGCUAUAUACGGGACAAGUACCUUUUCUCAUCCGUGUUCCCUCAGAAAACACCUGCUUUCCAAGGGUUUCGCGAACUUGGAAACUCCCCAAUUCGGUCGCUCCUUUGUACUGGCCUCGGAUUUCAAAGCCGGGGGUGACUUCAAACUGAGUCUGGCAUUGAGCAUGCUCUGACCUCACUCGAUGCUUAUGCUUGUUUCUAUGCUAUAAUUUCUGGCCGUAGUCGAUACGGCCGUACCCUCUCUCAGUCAAUUCUUCUUUCCAUCUGUGUCCUUAUUAUAGUAAUCAAAUCAUUCACCAUGAUAUUCUCACGGAGGAGCUAUCUCCUUCCGACUGUCGUUCUCAUCUGUCUCACCUACAGUCUAUUCUCUAGUCUACCGCCCGGUGCGGAGAGACCACAUCGACAUUCCCAUGACGAUGCGCAAUAUCCCACAUCGACUUCGGCUUCCAAGAGUGAUGACAGGAUCCAUUGGAUGAAACAGACCGAACACCACCCAAUCGACGACUACAUCCCGCUCCCUACCGCUGCGCCAUCCUCUAUACCUAAAAUACAAUAUGAGUUUCCCAGAGAAUCGUGGGUUGCUGGAUGGCGGAGAAAGAAGAGACAAAAUGCAGUGAAGAAAGCGUUCCAACAUGCGUGGAAAGGUUACAGGGACAAUGCCUGGCUGCGGGAUGAGCUGUCACCUCUUAGUGGACGUCACCGUGAGACCUUUGCGGGAUGGGCAGCUACCCUGGUUGAUUCCCUUGAUUCACUGGUCAUUAUGGGCAUGAAGCAGGAGUUUGAAGAAGCGCUGGAAGCUCUCGACCGCAUUGAUUUCUCCACCACACAUGCUUUGCAGAUUAACAUCUUUGAAACCAACAUUCGUUACCUGGGCGGGUUCCUGGGCGCCUACGAUUUGACCGGCGGGAAAUAUCCGAUCCUCCUAAAGAAGGCUACCGAGAUCGCAGACAUGAUUUAUGGGUCAUUCGACACUCGUAACAGGAUGCCACAAUCCAGAUGGGAAUGGACCAGAUCUGCAGGAGGUCACGGCAUUAUGCCCAGUCGGCAAACCAUCCUGGCUGAACUUGGAUCCCUUAGUCUGGAAUUCACCCGAAUGUCCCAACUCACCAAUGAUCCUAAGUACUUUGAUGCGAUUCAAAGAAUCACGGAUUUUUUCGAGGAGAACCAAGAACACACAAAAUUGCCUGGUCUGUGGCCAAUGAUGGUGAAUGCUCAAGACAUGGAGUUUAGUGAUCCACGAUUUACCAUUGGAGGGAUGGCUGAUUCGACGUACGAGUACCUUCCCAAGGAGCAUAUGCUGCUUGGGGCCCAAACGACUCAGUACCGUAAAAUGUACGACUCAUUCAUGAAAGCUCUCAAGAGCCGUCUCCUCUUCCGUCCGAUGACGAAGGACAACCAAGACAUUCUUUUCGCUGGAAAUGUCCAGGCCAAUGUGUUCUCCCCAAGUAGAGAGAGGCUAGAUCCGCAAUGGGAACAUCUGAAGUGCUUUCUAGGUGGCACGGUUGGUAUCGGUGCUAAAGUAUUCGAACGUCCCGAAGAGCUGUCUAUUGCGCGGAAAUUGGCUGAUGGAUGCAUCUGGGCAUACGACAUUAUGCCAACGGGCAUCAUGCCAGAGAUUCUGCAUCUGAGCGCAUGUCGCGACCCGGAGAAUUGCAAGUGGGACGAGAACAAGUGGUACCAAGAUGUGCGACACCGCUUGGCGAAGAAGUCCAGCUCUCAGAGUCCUACUGAGCAGGCUGAAUCACUGAUCGAGACAUACGGGCUGCCACCAGGAGUAGUUGACAUUCCAGACCCGAAGUAUCACCUGAGACCCGAGGCCAUUGAGUCUGUAUUUAUACUGUAUCGUAUCACUGGAGACAUCAAGUUGCAGGAUGCUGCAUGGCGGAUGUUUCAGAAUAUUGAGAAGAUGACCCGGACUCACUUUGCCCAUGCCGCGAUCGCAGAUGUGCGGGAUCCCAAAUCGCCGCAAUUGGACUACAUGGAGAGUUUUUGGCUCGCAGAGACGCUGAAGUACUUCUACCUCAUCUUCUCCGAACCCAAUGUUGUGAACCUCGAUGAAUAUGUGCUAAAUACCGAAGCGCAUCCAUUUAGGCGCCCGUCUACUUGAUUGUGAUGACCAAUGCCUAGUAUUCUCAUAUAGAUACCAAAAUUUCGCUCAAAGGGCUUGGUCACCCAGGCGUUACCUUACACCCUGUUUGUGGGACCGACGGGCACUACUUAAGUCUGCAAUUGCUGUUAUCUGCCAUUGCGGCUUAACUCCAGGCGCAUUCUGCCACGGCAUGUGGACGGCAUGUGGAAAAGAAUGCACCCCGUCCGCUCAGCCGUACAUGAGCUACAUAGUAAAUGUAGUUAUACAGGUCGAUGAAGUCUUUGAGGGCUAGUAUCUCAACCGGGCGCAGAGGACUUUGGGGAUGCCUUAGAAAUUUAAGCAAGAAAGUAUUUUAUUUCUCUCUUAUAC
Molecule: messenger RNA, 2607 nt
Organism: Aspergillus homomorphus CBS 101889
Lineage: Eukaryota; Fungi; Ascomycota; Eurotiomycetes; Eurotiales; Aspergillaceae
Product: glycoside hydrolase family 47 protein
Exons: 4
Coding region: 448-2256 (602 amino acids)
Biological process (GO): N-glycan processing; carbohydrate metabolic process
Cellular component (GO): endoplasmic reticulum; Golgi membrane
Molecular function (GO): mannosyl-oligosaccharide 1,2-alpha-mannosidase activity; calcium ion binding
Source: RefSeq, a predicted model, not a curated record